This is a messenger RNA of Lates calcarifer (barramundi perch), 1551 nucleotides long. RefSeq names its product chloride intracellular channel 2 (gene clic2). Lineage: Eukaryota; Metazoa; Chordata; Actinopteri; Centropomidae. Gene Ontology annotation, molecular function: chloride channel activity. The transcript is spliced from 6 exons. The record is from RefSeq and is a predicted model, not a curated record. Gene Ontology annotation, biological process: negative regulation of ryanodine-sensitive calcium-release channel activity; chloride transmembrane transport. Bases 311 to 1045 code for a protein of 244 amino acids.
CAUCUCUCUAGAUCCUCCCUCUCCCCUGACUCGUAAAGUAUGCUCAGUGCGAUAGCCUCCAAGGAGCCCUCAGACAAAACUCAACCAGCCGUGAGGUGUUGCACUUUCUCCUGACAUCCACCACCACAAAGGCACUUGAAACCAGAGCUGCAAGCUUGUUCAGAAGGCUUUUUAUCACUAUUAUCAGUUUCCUCUUCAACUCUGUGGAUAUUUUAGGGGUGUACAAGACCACUGACUCAAGGAGACGCUCUGACUGAGGCAAGGAACAGGAAUUUAAAAAGAAAGUGAAUAAAACUUUUUUUGGGACAAGAUGGCACUUCGACAGAACUCUGACAAGGAGCCAAGCAUCGAGUUGUUCAUUAAGGCUGGACAUGAUGGUGAGAACGUGGGGAACUGCCCUUUCUGCCAAAGGCUCUUCAUGGUUUUGUGGCUUAAAGGAGUGAAGUUUACAGUGACCACUGUUGACAUGAGGAAGAAACCAGCAGAGCUGAAGGACUUGGCCCCGGGGACCAACCCUCCUUUCCUCCUCUACAACGGCACCCUCAAAACAGACUUCAUUAAAAUUGAGGAGUUUCUUGAACAAACACUGGCCCCUCCCAGAUACCCUCAUCUCAGCCCACUGAACAAAGAGUCCUUUGACGUGGGUGCUGACAUUUUUGCAAAGUUCUCUGCUUUCAUCAAGAACAGUCCAAAUAACGCCUUCCAUGAGAAAAACCUGCUGCGGGAGUUUAAACGCCUGGACAAUUACCUGAACUCCCCCCUCCCAGAAGAAAUCGACCACAACUCAACAGAAACCAUCACCGUCUCCAAGAGAAAGUUCCUGGACGGCGACCGCCUCACUUUAGCUGACUGCAACCUGCUGCCCAAACUGCAUGUCAUCAGGGUUGCUGCCAAGAAGUACUGCGACUUUGAAAUUCCCGCCGAGUUCACAGGUGUGUGGCGAUACCUUCAAAACGCCUACGAGAGAGAGGAGUUCAAACAGACGUGUCCGGCCAACAUCGAGAUCGAGAAGGCGUACUUCAGCGUGGCCAACAAGAGGAAAUAAACAUUUCACACUCUGUAAUCCAUGUCCUGUUUUUCCCAAGUGUAACCAUGCCUGGUGAUCUGUAGAGGGCGCUACAACCUACAAGAAUAAACUUUAAAUCAGACACUAUUCCACCUUAGAGAGCUUGAGCAGUUGUUGCAGUGAGACUUGGGGACAUGCUCAAGCAAAAUGUUUUAUUGGUUGUAUGAACUGACUAUUUAUCCAUAGUCACUCACAGAUAAAUGGUAUCUUGAUGCCACAUUAAAAAGGCCAAAUGUGCAAUUGACUGUUGAUGUAAUUUAGCAGAAUUUUUGUUUAUAGUGUAAAUAUAAAUAUUUUUCAUGCUUUUUAUGAUCAAAACACCCUCAUUGAAUUCUAUAUGAUUGUGUUAGUGUGAGCAGCACCUUCAGAAACAGUUCAUUUUUAUGUUAAACAUGAAAUUAACUUCUGUAUCUUAACCUGUACAAACACAGUUUGAUAUGUUUGAAUUGUGUCACUGUCACAAUAAAGAAGAAAUACCUAGUUCA